CCAACAGUGUGUACCACUCAAUCAAAAUGCCAACAGAAUGACCAUAACCACUCCCUCAUUUAUCUCCUCCACAUUCACUCCCCACCACAUCUUGAAUCACCAUCACCGCCGUUACCACCUCCGAUCACCACCCAAAAUAACCUCCCAAAUAUCCCUAACUACCCCACCAACGCAAACAUCAUCCCAACCAAACCCGACUAAAACCGGAGUCAUCGUAAUUGGCGCAGGUCUAUCCGGCUUAGCUGCAGCCACCCAUCUCCAUUCCAAUAACACCCCUUUUCUCCUUAUCGAAUCCUCUGACGCCGUAGGUGGCCGUGUCCGCACCGACAUCCUCGACGGCUUCCUCCUCGACCGUGGCUUCCAAAUAUUCAUCACCGGAUACCCAGAAGCCAAAAAGAUCCUAAAUUACGAAACUUUAGACCUCCAAAAAUUUUACUCAGGUGCUAAAGUUUAUUACAAUGGAACCUUCCAUACUGUAGCAGACCCUUUACGCCACCUGGCUGAUGCUCUUCAAUCUUUAACAAACCCCAUUGGAACUAUUGUUGAUAAAUCUUUAAUUGCUGUUACUAGACUGAGGGUUUUGACUCAAUCUGAUGAACAAAUAUUUUCUGGUGAUGAGACUUCUACUCUUAGUUUGCUUAAACAAAUUGGGUUUUCAGAUUCAAUUGUGGAUAGGUUUUUUCGUCCGUUUUUCGGUGGGAUUUUCUUCGAUAGAGAACUUGAAACGACAUCCAGGCUUUUCAAUUUCAUCUUCAAGUGCUUAGCUUUAGGGGAUAAUACCCUGCCCGCGAAAGGAAUUUCUGCAAUACCUGAACAGUUGGCAGCCAAACUGCCUAAGAAUUCGGUUAUUUUAAAUACAAGGGUUGCAUCUAUUGAGAAAUCGGGUUCAAAUUAUGAUAUAAGAUUGAGCAAUGGUGAGGUUUUGAGAGCCGAAUAUGGAGUGAUAAUUGCGGUUGAGGAGCCAGAAGCUGUUAAGCUUUUGGCAGGAGAAUUAAACGAUUUUAAACAGCCGGCCCGACCAGCUCGGAGCACGGUUUGUUUGUAUUUCUCUGCACAGAGAAGUGAAGUUCCAGUGACUGACCCGGUUUUGUUUAUAAACGGGUCAGGUCGUGGUAUUGUGAAUAAUAUGUUUUUUGCCACGAAUGUAGCUCCUUCGUAUGGCCCGCCUGGGAAAGUAUUGGUGUCAGUUUCCCUUAUUGGGUUGUACGAGGACGAGUCUGAUGAGGAAUUACGGGUUAAAGUGAUUGAGGAGCUUAGUAGUUGGUUUGGCCCGGAAGUGGCUAGGUCGUGGAAGUACCUUAGGACUUAUCGGGUUAAGUUUGCACAACCAAACCAAUGCCCGCCUACGGAUUUAAUGAAGAACCCAAAAGUUGGUGUCGGGUUGUAUGUGUGUGGAGAUCAUCGAACUAGUGCAACGUUUGAUGGGGCUUUGGUUUCGGGUAGGAAGGCUGCCGAGGCUUUACUAAAAGACCGAGCUUUGGUUAAGGCUUCAUAAACAUACAUAUGUAAAUCUUGAGUUUGAUCACUGAUGUAUUUUCAACACAAAAAGUUCUCAGUCUAAAAUGUUACGAGUAUUAAUCUUUUGUGAAUAAUUAUAGUCUUUAAACAAACACAUAAAUUUGGUUCA
Erigeron canadensis is the source of this 1627-nucleotide messenger RNA. Its product is annotated as 15-cis-phytoene desaturase, chloroplastic/chromoplastic. The record is from RefSeq and is a predicted model, not a curated record. Gene Ontology annotation, molecular function: oxidoreductase activity. Bases 38 to 1495 code for a protein of 485 amino acids. The transcript has a single exon. Lineage: Eukaryota; Viridiplantae; Streptophyta; Magnoliopsida; Asterales; Asteraceae.